AUGCUAGCCGUUUCCCCUGCUCCGUGCCGAUUUGCGCUCAUCUCUACUCCCUUGCUCCCAUCUCUCCUCCAACCCGCCUUCUGCCUUAUUGCCCCCCAUUCCCCAUACCCAUGGCUGGUUAUUCCCGUGACCUUAUUCAUCUCUGCCAUAUUCCAUGCGUUGCUCCAGUGUGAAAUAUCUCUCCUCCACCAGCUCGCAACUCUGUCAUCGGCAUGCGCAACUCACUCCCCCUUCUCCCCUCCAUAUCUUAAUCCCUUCUCCCCCCUUUCCCCUCUCUAUCUUACUCUCUUCUCUCCCCUUUCCCCUCUCCAUCUUACUCCCUUCCUUCCCCUUUCCCCUCUCUGCAUUACUCCCUCCUCUCCCCGUUCCCCUCUCUGCCAUACUCCCUCGGCUGCCACUCACCCCUCUUUGCCUUACUCCCUUCUCUCCCCUUUCCCCUCUCUGCAUUACUCCCUUCUCUCCCCGUUCCCCUCUCUGCCAUACUCCCUUGGCUGCCCCUCACCCCUCUUUGCCUUACUCCCUUCUCUCCCCUUUUCCCUCUCUGCCUUACUCCCUUCUCCCCCCUUUCCCCUCUCUAUCUUACUCUCUUCUCUCCCCUUUCCCCUCUCCAUCUUACUCCCUUCCCUCCCCUUUCCCCUCUAG
Closterium sp. Naga37s-1 is the source of this 642-nucleotide messenger RNA. Lineage: Eukaryota; Viridiplantae; Streptophyta; Zygnematophyceae; Desmidiales; Closteriaceae. The record is from the annotation of a GenBank genome assembly.